Messenger RNA from Schistosoma margrebowiei, 7071 nucleotides. NCBI's taxonomy places the organism in Eukaryota, Metazoa, Platyhelminthes, Trematoda, Strigeidida, Schistosomatidae. The record is from the annotation of a GenBank genome assembly.
AUACAGCAUUUUUCUGUUCGCGCGUAGUUGCUGAUGUGCGACUCUGGGGAUCUAAAUCUGACAUCAGAUGAGAUUACUAAGCUAAAAAAAGCAUUUAAAGACCCCGAAUUUCAGAAACUGUUCAGAGAAUAUGCGGAAGAAAUAUCGGAUCCUGCUAACAAGAAAAAAUAUGAAGACGAGAUACGGAUGAUGGAAUUAGAGCAAGGGAUGGAUGUAGUAUUUGUCAAUCCUACUCCAGGACACUGUUUAAAAACGCGUCAUUGGCCAGGUGUUCCUCAGUAUCUCGAAAGUGGAAUCACUUUAAAUGCAAAAGAUGAAUCGACCCAAGAAAGUGUGAAGGUUUUCAUAAAUGUCUGCAAAUCUGACAAAGUGGAAUGUCCAGAAAUUAAACCAGUGAAAAACGAUUCUUCUAGACAAGGAGAGAGUGGUGUUUAUUGGAGUCUUCCUCAUUGCUUCACUCCACCUCGUGAAGAUAUUGACAAGGCGAAAAAGCAUGCAAUGGUUUAUGAUGUGGCAUUCAAUCCAAAAGCGUUCGAGCUAGCUAAGUCAUCUAUUGCUUUGAGAAGAAUGUUAGAUACAACAGCAGUUGAUAGUGUACAGAAGCAAUAUAAUUUGUGCCUUGGAAAAACAUUCUCACAAGCACAACAGUUAUUCAGUUGCAGAAAAAAUAGGGAAUCAAAGCAUUCUCUAAAUAGGCCAUCUCCUACUGAUUCCGUUGGUGAGGACUGUUUACUCAAGGCUGUACAUCUCUUGAAAGGUGUGCCCUACAAAGGCGUUUCUAGACCGACAGUAAUCAGGCGUCGCCGUUCAGAUUACGAACAACGCCAAGCUGAGAUAAAAAAACGGGAAGCUGAAGAUUUAAAGUUGUGUUGUUCUGCAGAACAAAAGCAAGCAAUCAAGAUGUUAUCCUCUUUUCGUAAUUGUGGUAAUCCUGAGGGUUUGUCUGACGGGGCCAGCAAGAACGAGGAGACUGUCAAAUCGGAUAAAAUAAGUACACCUACUAAACCUGAUUAUUCUAUAACAUACAGUUCAGAUUUUGACCUAAGUAACUGUCGAUAUUCUAAUGAUGUGAAUCCUUUACGUCCACCGGAUCGUUUAAAAAUCAAUGUUAAAUUGCCUGGUUUAAGUUCCUCUUCAUGUGUUGACUUGGAAGUCACAGAAAUGCACAUACAUAUGAGUAGUCGAAAACCAAUUGCAUAUUUGCUUGACCUGAAAUUACCUUAUAAAGUGAAAGAUGCUGAAGGGACAGCAAAAUUUGAUAAAUCUACUCACACUCUAUGUAUUACACUACCGAUUGUUAAAAACGUGGAAUCAACUACUUGUAAGCCUACUGACAGUAGUAUAAAUGGUGAUGAUGAAAAAGUUGUAGAGAACGAAACGAAAUCUGUUGAAUGCAGUUCUACAACAAACACUUCUGAUCAUGAAUCAGUUACAUUAAAUGCAGCAACUCGAAAACGUGCACGUCGAAAACGUCGGAAACAACGAACUAAAGCAAAUAUUGUUACAGAAAGCUCAAUGGAUACUUCAUCUGAUGGUGGAUCUUCAGUUUCAAAAUGUCCUAAUUUUGAUCUACCCGUAUCUUCUGUUGUUGCCAUUGAUAAGUCUGUAACGCAAACAGAAAAGCAAUCUAAGCAGUUAACAAAUACGUAUGAAAAGUUUUGCGAAGUUGAGAAGAACACAGAAAACGAAAACCAAAUUUCAACGUCUCAAUUAUCUACUGUUUUCAGUUCAUCAAAUUCCCCGGGCGUUGAAAUCAAAGUAAACCAGGUUCCAAGUUGUGAAAUGAUUUUGUCCAAAGAUAGACGCUUAGCACCAGUUCGUUUUCGACAAGAUCCAUUCUCUUUAACUGUUUUACUGGAUGUGCGUGGUAUUUUGCCUAAAUCAUUCAUGAUAAAUUGGACUGAUCCUCUGCAUUUCAAAUUACCCGAUAAUACUGAUAUGCCUGAUUCAUCUUCAUCUCAGUUACUUUUACUAAUCACUUUUUCAAGUUGUGGGUCCGGUGGGUUUACUAUGGACUGGGGCAUAGUAUUACAAUGUCCGUCUUCUUCCACAACCAACAAAUAUGAAUAUACACUUAACGGUAUUACAGAGUCAUUCAGCUCCUAUGGAUCCAGUGAAUCUUCCCUACAACCACAGAUAAUAUCCUGUCAUAUUUCUCCAACAAAUGGAGUUUUGGUUAUUCGUAAACCUUCGUGUAACUGUGAUGAUCUGUCUAUGAAUAAGAAGUUAUUUAGUGAAAUGUUAUCAAGUCGUACUGUUUGGUGGACAUCAGUUGCAACUGGGCGCACUUUAACAGCUGGUAUGGAAGUGAGUUAAGCUGCUGUUUUUGACAAUAACCUCGUUAUGACUGAAGAUGCUAAUUAAUAUCACGUGUCAAGGUCACCAAUCAGAAUUUUGAUUAGAAUUUCUUCGAUCCCAAACACUCAUUGGUUUAUAUACAGAAACCAUUGAACCACGUUUCGCACUAGAUAAUUAGUCAUACUGUGAACACAACCAUACUGAGUGUUCAUUCAUUGGAAUGGAAUCGUUCACACCACAUUAUAGACAAAAUAAUUUUCUACCUACCGAUGUUAAUGAAACUUCUGAUAACUGUUAUCAUGAUGGUGUUUUCUCCUCUACUCAACUGACCAAUAAAUUAUCUUCAAUCAAUAAUAGUUUAUUCUCUGAACCAUCAAUCAAUAAUCGGUUGCUUCAUAAAAGUUGUACAUCGAAUCAACAAAGUUUAAAGUCUGUAAACGUCACCUCAUUGUCAGAUAAAUGUUGUUCCAUAGAAUGGGAUCCUACUGUUGAAUUUAUAGAUUCGAAAACCGACUUAAACUGUAACCUCAUGAAAAUGAAUGACUCUUGUUUUAUAUCUGAUCAGCAGUCAAAUUUAAUAAAUCAACAUGUAACUAACGAGAAUAAUAAUGAUAAUUACAUUGUCAGACGUCUCAGGUGUAAUUCAACUCCUAGUAAUCCAGGUCAAACUGGACCAGUAUUAAAGAGUAUUUUGAAACAACGUUCAAUAUCAGAAUCUAGCGGAGAUGAAAUGACUAUUUUAGAAGGUAAUAUUUUACGUGAUGCUGGUCUAGCUAGUAAUAGAGAGCAUCCUUUAACAUCGGAUGAAUUUCCUACCGCAAGUAGUGAUGAAAAUCACGAUUCAGUACUAUCAAAAUCUGAUUUUCGACGAUGUAUAUCUAGUGAUAAAUUAUCAGGGACAUUGAGUCAAUGUUAUCCUCAUUUGCCUAUAUGUAGACAACGAGUAAGAUCAGUGAGUUUCUGCCAACGUGAUCAACAUGUAGAUUUCUCACCUAGGGAUACAGUAGAAACACUGCAUCAUACAUUGUGCAAUUUGCGGUAAGUAUAAUUUUGUCGUGAAUUUUAAUUAUUAUUCGUUGUUUGGUUGUAACUAAGGUUUAUUAGUAAACUGAUUACUGUUGUGCUUGGAGACAGGCUAGGAGUUUAGAGACUACGAUGAAUCAUUGAGUCGAAGUUUUGAACUUACUUUAUUUGUUUCUUGCUGAGUGCCAGGGUAAUUUCAGUAAACGUCAAACAAUAAUUGUGACCAUCUGCUUGUUACAACCACUUGAAUCAAAUUAAUACGUUUGUGGGGGGUUAUUUCAGAGGUUCAGUCAUUCUGAUCUCAACCAUUAGCUUUAUGACUCCAGUUAUUUUCUUGUUCAAUAUGGUGCGAGUUUUCAGAUUUCGCUAAUAGUCAUUACGGAACACACUUAGAAACUAAAAAAAUUUCUACUAGAAGACGUUAUCGAUAGUAAACAACAAAGGUAGACUUAACAUUUGGACUCGGUGAUAGUCAAAAUGUUUUUCGCAUCUAACAGUACGACUAGUAAGACUAGGCUACUUUAAACUAACUGUUAAGCAAGUAAAACAUGGAGCAAUACUAUACAGUUCUCCGAAACCCUCAUGAUGUUUGAUAAAAUACUUAAAAAGGCGGUUCUAAGUUCCUCUUACGCCUACUUCAUUUUGGAAUCGUAGUUAGUAUAUGAUUCUUGGUUGAAAUUGACAUGAAAUUUCGUGAGACUUGUCACUCUUUUUGUCGUUGUUUAGACGUUUCUUAAUGGAAACAGACGUCAGGCUAUCAGGUAUUGUUUAAUGUUGUUAGGAUACUAUCCUGAAAUGUAACAGAAAUUGUAGCACUAAUUUAUUUACUACAAGAGUGGUUGAAUAAAAAUGUUUAAUAAAACUUAUGAAAAAAGGGUAUUUAUACUUGAAUUCGGUUCACUUGUUUAUAAUCCAAUUUAUCUGAUCCGACAUACACUUUUUGCUAACUGUCCAUGCAUUCAUUCUUAUUUUCUAGUGUUUUUUGUUUUCUUUGCUAAAAUUCUGAGCGAUAAUGUGUAUCGUAUAGCUUUGCCUCAUUAACCCAACCGUAGCUGCUACCUUGACGCGGUUGUCGGGCUUGCUUAUCGUGAUAACUCAACCGAGCUAUGUUGGCUGGAACACAUGUUCUUGUAGGUUCUACCACGCUAGGCAAGUCGAUCGGAGAACGGUAAGACUAAAAACAACAACUCAAGGUCUGAUGGUGAAGUCGUACUGCUAACUGUAGAGGGGUGUGACAGCAGUGAGAUCUUUCCCUUGGAUAACCAACAUCUGCAGCGAUGCUGCCUUCUCACAAGGAAGAAAGGGGUUAGAAAAUUUCGACCCUAAAAAUGUCACACCUCACCUCACGAAUUUCCGCCUCCGGCGGUAAGGCCCUUUGAAGAACGGAGCUAACAGGUUAAAUACUUCCCACAAAAAGCCCAUGUGCGUCAGGCCUCAAGCAGUUUUCCCUUGGACUCUGUGGUCACGCUCCCAGGUCAUUAAGACCAACACUAAUCUGACUUCAUUUUCAGGUUCCUCAGAAAAUACCGUUCCAGGAUGUGGGCAACCAGGAAUCGACAUCAGCCCUCAUACCCGUAACAACACACGAGACCAAGUUGGUCACAAUCAAAGUCUUCCUACGCAUCUUAAUAACUCUCUAAUCUCCAUGACUAGCCCUUCACACGUUCCUUUAUCACCUCGCGCCGCUAUUGCAAACAAUUCGAGUACGUGGAACGUUAUUCCGGGUCUCCUUAAAUCUCAUGUAGGAGCUUUUAACGUCCGAACACUGUGCCAAAUUAGACGAUAGGUUUCCUCAACUAGGACUUUAAAAUCUUGCGUCAUUGAUGUGUGUUGCGUCUCCGAAACCCUCAUACUGGAUCCGAGUAGCGUCAUUCAUCUGACCUCACCAUAUCAAAAUAAAGAACCAUGUCGAUUCAUGCCUCGUGUGUUCGUAAUUCCCGAUGCUGCUUCUACUCAAACAAAACUUUUCCAGUGAAAGCUUGUGGCGAACUAUCGUCAGAAUUGAUUACAUCAAGUGGUGUUCGUCAGGGCUCUCCAUUGUUUAACUUUGUCUUUGACGUGCUUUUAGAGAUGACACUUUCCUCAUCUAAAUUUCCAGGGGUCGAACUUCUUCCAGGACAUAGAAUAUGCCGAUGACAUAGUUUUAUUUGGUGAAGGCGCUGACAAAAUGCAGAGUCUUCUGACCAUUCUAAGCAACAAUGCAAGCAUGUUUCGGGAUGCGAUUCUUCCCCUCAAAAUGCAAAAUUUUACUUCAGGAUUGAGUUGCAAUGGUAGGGAGUGAAGUAGUUUAGCGUGUCGACCGCUUCACUUAUCUUGGAAGUUUUAUCAGCCUUUGUUGUCUGGUAUGUGACAAAAUCCUAGCACGGAUACAGGAGGCUCGACUAGUUUUUGCCAACUCGCAUCACUUGUGGUGUAGGCGAGAUAUCCGUUUACCAACCAAAGUACAGGUCUACUGCGCAGCAUUUCGUUCGUCCUACUUCAUGGCAGUGAAACAUGGCCGAUAAGAGUAGAAGGUCUCCGUAGGUUACUAAUUCUCGUCUUUUCCUCGGUCGGAUAAGACUAGACAAACGGUUUUACUGAUUUUCCUCAUUCUUUGUUCGUUUUCCUUCACCUCCUUUUAUGUGUAUUCUCCACUAUCAGAUCUUCCGCACACUUAACAUGAUUUCAGUGAUCGUUUCUCUAAUGCCUAUUCUCUCAUUUUCUGACGCACUUAUAUUCAAUCCUUGGUUGAAAGUUUUGCUAUUUCUGUCACUUCCAGUAUGUCUGUCAUCUUACUGUCAGUUCGUACUUUCUGCUUUCUGUAAUUAGUCAUGUAAUCUAUUUGGUUGUUAUCAUUGACCCAUAAACUGAUUUGAUUGGUUUUGGUAGUUUUCAUAUAUGGAGGUAGAUAUUGUGUUUUAAAGUAAAGCCCGAUAUGACAGUCUGAUUGAAAGCAAUGAUGUUCACUUAUAUAUGUUUUGAUGGUUUUCACGAUGGGAACUUCUAACAUUUAUAAUGUGUUCGUACUUUAAAAGAUCAUUCGUUGUGAAGGAUGAUAAUUUAUUUAUCGAUAAUUCGUUUCACAGGAAAAAUCUCCGCAAACGUGGUGCUCGCCGUCAUCGUGCAAGUGGUGGGAAUUCAAAACAAUCGGAAAAUGUCAAAAGUGCGCCUUCUAAAAUGAGUGUUGAUAUUAAUGCUCCUACACUUGGUACAUACAUAUCUUCAAAUGGUUCAUUGUCUUCUUCGAUUGAAGUUGACCACUGCAGCAGGAAUUCCAGUAAGUUUAUUCGACCAUAUGGCUAUCUUAGUGGUCAAAAAUGUUUCGACAACUUCCUACCCAGCAUUUUAAUUAUUAACUCUUCAUACUCUGACAGUUAUACUUUUUCUCUUCCUCCGACAGGUUGUUCGGUUUCGGAACAAAACACUUUUAAUUCAACCGAAUCUAUUUGUACAAGUAUACUUCACGAUUCCUUCACUUUUCAUGAAUCAAAAACUAGUAUCCCUGUACAUUCUCGUUCCGAUUCUGAUCAUGAGAAAUUACCUAUUUUACAUUCUGAAUCCAACCAUUCACAGUCACCAAGUUCCAAAGCUAUUUCAAAAUGUGAUGAUGAAACUUCUGAAACUGUUCCCAAACACCCUGAAACUAUCGGUGCUGAUGGUAUAACGAAUAGUAACUUUUCAGCUGUUCAUUUAACUGCAUCACCAAUUUUAGAGUUAGAUGAAGAAUGAAAUUUUUUGUGUAAACUCUUUAAAUUCAUUUUUUAAAUAACG